UUCGUCUAAAGCAAAAUCGUAUCGCAUUAUUCGCGAUAAAAAUCGAAAUGGACGCAAAUUGUUCGCCUUUUCUUCCCUCAAAGUUUACAUUGAACGAGUGGCAUUCUAACAAUCAGUUCAGGUAUCGAUGUGCUGAAGCACAACAGGAAUUAUCGGACCGUAUCUUAGUUGAAGCAACACGCGCGUGCGAAUUUGCCGCGGAAAUUGUGAAAGCUAAUAAGGAGGAGACGGAUCAUCGUCUGCAAGAAAAGCUUAACGACAUCGAAUUUCGUAAGAAGGAAUUGCUGCGGAUUAGAAAGAACAUUGCCUUGGAAAUCGACGCGCUGUUGAUAUAUAAAGAACGACUUACAGACACAUUAAAGUCCAUAAAAAGAAACGCUCUCAUUGCCGAAAACUGUUUCAUUGCCAGGGAUCGUAGAUUGGGAAUCGAUUUAGUUCAUGACGACGUGGAAAAGAACUUGUUGAAAGAGCGCGAGGUCAUCCAAAAAGCGGAGAGCUUGUUGGAUCAAAUGUUGAAAGAAAAUGGCGAACAAAUUCGCAAAACGAAGGCCACAUUGUAUUAUAUCGAUCAUGAUCUCGAGAAUAAGGAGAGCAAUUUGCACAUCGAUCGUCAUAAUAUAAAUUUGAAGGAGACUGAUUUUAAUUUGAGUAUCUAUCACGGUACUUUGCCUCUCGAUAAAUCAGCGGUGACGUUAAAUGAAUGGGAAUUUCAAACGAACAGUAAUGUUAUUAGCGCAAUUAAAGAAGUGAAUAAUACAAAACGAUUUCGUUGUUAUAUCGAUGCGAUGAUUAAGCAAACGGUUGAUGAUCUAACAAAACAAAAAGAUGUCACAAAUGAGGCUUUCAGGCAACGUAUCGAGCAAACCCGAGAAGCUAAAACAAAAUUGGAACUUCAACACUCGGAGGUAGUCAAACAAAUUAAUGCCAUGUCAACUAAUAUAGCGCGCAUUAAAAAAUCCAUAGCCGAUAAGGAGGGUUAUAUGGCUCUGGCUCAUACGAGAUUAGGACACCGAUGUCAACGUCCAAGAAUGGAACUUGCUCAAGACUUGGUUGAGGCUAAUCUUGUCAAGGAAAUACACGAAUUACGAAACGUCGUAGCAAAUUUACAACAAAUGCUUUGCGAGGCAGAAGCAUCAUUACGUUAUAUGCUUAAGACGCAAGUUCAACUCGAGGAGGAUAUUAAUGUGAAAACGAAUACUUUGAAAAUUGACGAAGUCGAGUGCAUGACUUUACGUCAAAGUAUGGACUAUCACGCGUAUUAA
Cataglyphis hispanica is the source of this 1262-nucleotide messenger RNA. RefSeq names its product tektin-1 (gene Tektin-C). The transcript is spliced from 6 exons. Lineage: Eukaryota; Metazoa; Arthropoda; Insecta; Hymenoptera; Formicidae. Gene Ontology annotation, cellular component: microtubule cytoskeleton; nucleus. Gene Ontology annotation, biological process: cilium movement involved in cell motility; cilium assembly. Bases 48 to 1262 code for a protein of 404 amino acids. The record is from RefSeq and is a predicted model, not a curated record.